AGGAGCCCAGAUGGAGACACACAGCCUUGGUGCUUCAUCCAGAAGAAUGGAAUCCUCACCUGGGAACACUGUGACAUUCCUCACUGCCAUCGGCCUACAGCCAGUCCAACAAAGCCAUCAGUUCCACCACGACCGACAACCAGCAAACCUCAGACACAAACCAAAAAACCUCCACUACCGACAAAAGCAUCUAGUCAUCCUGUUAAAACCACGGCUCUUCCUACCAGUACAGCAGUUAGUAGAGAUGUCAAUCGGGCAGUUCCUGGAGACUGUGGACAGAGGUUCUUAAAAAGCCCUUCUAUAACCUCACGUAUUGUAGGAGGACUGGUGGCACUGCCUGCUUCUCAUCCAUAUAUGGCAGCCAUCUAUAUGGGAGAACAGUUUUGCGGUGGAUCCCUGAUCUCCUCCUGCUGGGUUGUGACUGCUGCUCAUUGCUUAGAUGACAAGCCAAGCGUGAAGACAAUCACUGUGGUGUUGGGACAAACUCUAUUCAACACUACAGACCACCGUACAGUAAAAUUUUCAGUGAAAAAAUACAUUCUUCAUGAACUAUAUUCUGAUGUGACUUUCCAAAAUGAUAUAGCACUGGUGAGACUGCAAGACAUGAAUGGAGUGUGUGCCCAGUUCUCCCAGUUUAUACAGCCUGUAUGUUUACCAAAGAACACCAUGACAGCUACAUCUGCACAACAUUGUGAAGUGGUUGGCUGGGGUCAUCAGUACUCUGGGGCUGAUCAUUAUGCCUUAUAUAUCUGCAAGAAGCACACGUGCCCAUCCUUUCCACUAUACAAUGCCAAUCUCCUCUUUCCCAUGGUAGUAGGAUAA
Staurois parvus is the source of this 822-nucleotide messenger RNA. NCBI's taxonomy places the organism in Eukaryota, Metazoa, Chordata, Amphibia, Anura, Ranidae. The record is from the annotation of a GenBank genome assembly.